AUGGAAUUGGCUCAUAUUGAGGAAAAGAUCACGACACUACGUGGAGCUUUUGAUGGAAAAGAUACGAUACAAACUCAUGGAUAUACUCAUAUGUGGCAAUUACAGACGUCCUAUGAAGCAAAACUUGCAGUUUGUGAGGCACUAAAGACACAAUUAGAAGAAAGGAAUGCAACGUCAGGACUCUUUUCCAAGCAGGAACUGCAUGAGAUACGAGAGUUUGCAAUGAAAGUCAAAAAGAAACAGAUGUAUCGAAAGCGAUCAAAGCAACGACGACGUGCUGAAGCAAGUAGUCAAACAGAAGAAAAACACUUGAACGUUGUAUGUCAAGAUGUGGAAUCUAUGGACAAUGAUGAACGAGUGAAGAUGUUGGAAGAGAAUGAGUUUUCUUGUCGUCAUGAAAAUGCAGAUGAUUAUUCUGCAGAACGCUCUGCUUCUACGCAACAGAUGGAGAAUGAUGGAUCAAGCAGUGAACGCAGCUUGUUCAAGUCGUCGUUUGAUCCAGACGCAUUGACAAUGGACGCUUUGAUUGCUGUGCGACGAGCUUGGGACGCAUUCAUUGUUUUACCGCAGACACCAGGAGCAUCUGCGAUUCCUCCGCAUUUUGUGCCUCCACCACCUGCGCCGUCUAUACAAUGGGCUGUGUAUGUUGCUAUCCCUGCUAAUUCGGGUACUGAAGGCUAG
Messenger RNA from Peronospora belbahrii, 681 nucleotides. The record is from the annotation of a GenBank genome assembly. Lineage: Eukaryota; Oomycota; Peronosporomycetes; Peronosporales; Peronosporaceae.